AUGCUGUUCGGUUGGAUCGAGAAAACCGCUUGUAAAUUCCGCUUUGCCCAGGCUGGUUAUUCGGAACCGAUAUUAAAGAAUUAUUUAAAGUUUGUGAACCGGGACAACGCAUUCAGCAAGAACAAAACAGGAAACCCGAUCCGACAUGCAUCCUUCGUGUCGCGAUGGGCCUUCUGGUGGUUGAAGGAUAUUUUUAGGGCCGGCCUUCGGCAUGAGAUUACAGAGGAUCAGUUGUACGCCGCAUUGCCUGAACUCAGAGGUGCCAGAUUGUCGGAGAAAUUCGAACGGCUGUGGACCGAAGAGCUCGAGAGGAAGCAACCUCUAUUGAUACGAGCUUUCUAUAGAGCUUAUGGAAAUGCCAUCCUGUUUUGGGGAUUACUAUUUUCAGUGUUCGAAUCGGUUAGCCGAGUUACUCAACCGCUGUUCCUCGGUACGUUUCUUUCGUACUUCGCGACCAGUGAAACAACCUUCAACGAACGUGAAGCGUUUUACUAUGCUGUCGGAAUGAUAAUCUGCUCGUUGCUUCCCGUAGUUACGUUUCAUCACUACUUCAUGUUUGUUGCCGUGGUCAGUAUGAAACUCCGUAUCGGAAGUUCAUGUUUAAUCUACCAGAAGUCAAUGAAACUAACGAAUUCAGCAAAGGGUACCGGAGGUGUAAGUGGAGUAAUCAUCAAUCUGAUGUCCAACGAUGUUGACAGAUUUGAAAUGGCACUUUACUUGAUUCACGAUCUUUGGAAAGGUCCAGCGCUUUGUUUAAUUUUAGGUUAUCUGAUAUACCUCGAAAUAGGCUAUCCAGGCCUACUGGGAUUGGCAUUUCUGUUAAGUUUCAUUCCAUUACAAACUUGGAUCAGUAGAAAAGCGUCCGCAUAUAGGAUGAAGGCGGCCAAAAGAACCGACAGCCGGGUAAGCUUGAUGAACGAAAUCAUUCACGGUAUUCAAGUUAUCAAGAUGUACACCUGGGAGAGCCGGUUUGCGAAGAUGGUGAAACAGGUGCGCCGCAAAGAAAUCAACGCCAUUCGCGGUGGCACCUACAUACGGGCCACUCUAACCUCGUUCUUCGUAAUCUCUCGAGUGUCGAUCUUUCUCAGCCUGCUGUCCUACACGUACACGGGAAAUCUGAUCACCGCUCGGAAGGUGUUCAUUACAUCUAGCUUUUUCAGCAUUUUGAACGAAUCGAUGGUCCAUUUCUGGCCGUUGGCAAUUACGUUCUGUGCAGAAGCAUACAUUUCGGUGAAAAGAGUGCAAGAGUUCUUACUGACAACGGAGGGAAAGCCGCGAACCAAAGCGAUAGCAAGUGCCACGGAGAAAGGUGGUGGUGCUUCGAUCGAAAACGAAGAAAAGAAGGUUGUGAAGAGUAACGGAACAGUGGACAAUAGCGGAGAGAACGAACGGCUUCUGAUGGCCAGAAGAGUAGUGAAUUUAAAUAGCGAGAAGAAAGGAAUUGUGAUGGAAGAUGUCACUGCGAGCUGGUUCAUGAGCGAAGAGGAAUCGAACGUGGGAAUAACUUCUGUCACAACAACGAUAGAAGAAGGUCGGCUUUGUGUGGUGAUUGGUUCUGUGGGAUCGGGAAAGACUACCUUUCUGCAGGUUUUGCUAGGAGAACUGGAGGUUGACGAAGGAUUGGUCCAGAUCAAUGGAUCGGUGAGUUAUGCGGCACAAGAACCGUGGCUAUUCGAGGACAGCAUUCGGAACAAUAUUCUCUUCGUCGAAGAAUAUGACGAACAGAGGUACCUAACGGUGAUCAAGAUCUGCGCUUUGGAGCGGGACUUCGAGCUGUUUCCGCAUGGAGAUCAAACGAUCGUCGGAGAACGAGGUAUCAGCCUCAGUGGAGGACAGAAGGCUAGAGUCAAUUUGGCACGUGCCGUCUACAAGCGAAGCGAUAUCUAUCUACUCGAUGAUCCACUGUCAGCGGUCGACACCCACGUCGGCAAGCACAUUUACGAGAUGUGUAUCCGAGAUUUCCUCUCGAAUAAGGUUUGCGUUCUGGUGACGCAUCAAUUGCAGUAUUUAAAAGAUGUUCAGCACGUUUUGCUAAUGGAAGCCGGAUGUGUCAAAACACAGGGAACAUUUAGGGAGCUUAAGAGAACCAGACUCGAUUCGAUAACGUCUUUGAGUUCGGAGGACUCUUCGCCAGAAGAUCAGUUCGAACAAGACUUCAAAGAGUCGACUGUUGAUUGUGAAAAGAAGUUUCUAGACGAAACAAAGCAACAGGAAACAGUUAAAGAAUCUCUAGAAAAGGGCAAAGUGAAGCUGUCGGUGUACAAAACCUACAUGACAUCGCUCGAUAAUUACUUGUGGAUAGUUCUAGUCGUUUUGCUUUUAAUUUUAGCACAGCUAGCCCUAAGUGCAGUUGACUAUUUCAUAGCCGAAUGGGUUAACUGGGAAGAAUCGCUCGUCGCGAAAACUUUCGAAUUGAAAGAAAAUCAAACGACUGACACUCAGCUGGAGAACAUAACACUAGCAUCGAAUGAUCACGACGAAAAGAGAUAUCAAUUUAUAGUGACUUACGCUGUUUUAAUUGGUGCUUUUGUUUAUUUGAUCGUACAGCGUACCUUCUCAUUCUCCAGCACUUGUUUACGUAUCUCAAUGACACUUCACGAUCGAAUGUUUCAGGGAUUAACUCGAGCUACAAUGCAUUUUUUCAACACUAACCCUUCCGGCAGAAUCUUGAAUCGUUUUUCGAAUGAUAUUGGAGCGAUCGAUACUGAACUACCGUUUUCUCUGUUUGAGUGCAUUACGAUUAUACUGGAAGUGAUCUCCGUGGUGUCAUUGGCAUCGAUUGUUAAUUACUGGCUCCUACUGCCCACCGUGAUCAUGGCCUUCCUUAUGCAUUACAUCCGGAAGAUAUACUUGCACAGUUCGCGAGUUAUAAAACGCAUCGAAUCAGUCAAUCGGUCACCCAUCUUUGCUCAGACGAAUGCGACCAUUCAAGGUCUGACGACGAUUCGUGCCUUUCAAGCACAGCGGACACUGACCGAAGAAUUCAACGAGCAAAUCGAUAUCAAUACAUCAGCUCACUACAUCACUGAGGCAGCUUCGAGAGCUUUUGCGCUCUGGUUGGAUUUUGUGUGUGUGAUCUACAUAGCAGUGGUAAUGCUGAGUUUCGUCAUUUGGGGUCGAGACAUGCUCGGGGGAAGUGUUGGACUAGCAAUAUCGCAGACACUAAAUUUGAUAGGAAUGUGUCGGUGGGGAAUCCAGGAAACGGCGGACCUCGAAAAUCAUAUGGUUUCGGUGGAGAGAGUGUCCGAGUAUACCAAUCUGGAACCGGAACCUCCGCUGGAGUCGGAACCAAAGUACAGACCUCAGAGAAACUGGCCCGAACACGGUAUGGUAGAGUUCUCCAAUGUGGAUCUGAGUUAUUCGGAUGAUGGAGAAAAGGUUUUGAAAGAUUUAAACUUCACCAUUUGGCCGAAUGAAAAGAUUGGAAUUGUUGGCCGGACAGGAGCGGGCAAGUCCUCUCUCAUCCAGGCAUUGUUCCGACUAGCACCCUACGAAGGAGUGAUCGAAAUCGAUGGUUUGGACACGAAGACACUUGGACUGAAAGAUCUGAGGAGCAAAAUUUCGAUCAUUCCGCAGGAUCCGAUUCUGUUUUCCGGGACGCUUCGGAGUAAUUUAGAUCCGUUCGAGGAGAAAAAUGACGAGGAACUAUGGGACGUGUUGGAUCAGGUGGAGUUGAAGGAAGCGAUUUCUUCUUUCGCCGGAGGAUUGCAAUGCAAAGUGUCCGACGGGGGUAGUAACUUUAGCAUGGGACAACGACAGCUGGUUUGUCUGGCGAGGGCCAUGCUUAGGAAGAACAAAAUUUUAGUAUUGGAUGAAGCUACUGCCAACGUUGAUCCAAAGACGGAUAAACUCAUUCAAACCACGAUUCGCACUGAAUUCGCUGAGUGUACAGUACUAACAAUUGCCCAUCGGCUGCACACGGUCAUGGACAGCGAUCGAGUUCUGGUGAUGGAUGCCGGCCGAGUCGUAGAAUUCGGACAUCCACACGAUUUGAUAAACGAAGCAGCGACUGGUUAUCUGCGGCAAUUGGUGGAAAAUACUGGACCUACUACGGCCGCCACUUUGAUGCAAAUCGCCGAAGAGAAUCUCAAAGGAAAAAAUCACCCGAAAUUAAAAUGAAACCUUUGAAAUUAAAAAUCUUUGAGUGUUCAUUCAUUCGAUGACACUCAACAGUGAGAAGAUAGUUGACUGGAUUCGGUGGCAAUUUUGGUGGCCAAGUGUGCCAGGUAAUAAUGCGGGAUUUUGGCAAGAGACGUCUCUGCACACAGGGAUUAGUUCAACGUCAACAAUAUUGUGCCAUUUUUCGCAGCAUCAUUCCGUUUCAAAGAAAACCAUUACUAAAUUUGCUUUGAAAAUUUCGUUCUUAUCUUUGUCGUAAAUUUUUUCAUUAUUAGACAUUUCGACCAACAUAUAAUAAGUUCAACGAAAAAACUAUUGUUUGAAUUAAAACUGGUUUAUUCACCUCUCAUGCACUAUUUAGAUUGAGUCAAUUAAACGAAAAUGAGAUCAAACGAAAACCUGUGCUCCUGUUAUUGCUGUAUAAAAAAUUCAAGUUAAAUGGGUAGUAAUACUUUUUGAGCAGCAUAAUGAAACAUGAUUUGUGAUUAGAUUUUUAUUUUAGUUAUUAUUAUCAAUAUAUCAACCGGCUGUGAUAGUCGAUGAACUCGGUUGUGUUCUGAAAAUGUUGUAAGUUUUUAUUCUCCCGUACACGCUAUACGGAAUCGAACAAAGUACGCUAUGUGCUUUGUUCGUUGGUGUUUUCUUCUUCCGUACCAGCACGUACCGAUGCGUAAUGCUAGUAGUACCAAAGUAGGUUUGUAUAUUCGCCAACUAACAAGAUCUGCCAACUAGAUGAAUUUACCCUUGAAUUUGAUUAGAAUUUGCAUCAGUUGUGAAAAAAAAAUCAUGAAAUAGAAAAUUUUUCACUUAUCGCGCUAAUCCCAAUUCGUAAAAUUGCUUGUCGUGACCUUCCUUACAUGAAACUACUUUAUCAUUUCAUAAAGACCAUUGGAGUUUCAAUUUAAUAAU
This is a messenger RNA of Malaya genurostris, 5028 nucleotides long. Its product is annotated as ATP-binding cassette sub-family C member 4-like. The record is from RefSeq and is a predicted model, not a curated record. NCBI's taxonomy places the organism in Eukaryota, Metazoa, Arthropoda, Insecta, Diptera, Culicidae. Gene Ontology annotation, biological process: transmembrane transport. Gene Ontology annotation, molecular function: ABC-type transporter activity; ATP binding; ATP hydrolysis activity. Bases 1 to 4119 code for a protein of 1372 amino acids. Gene Ontology annotation, cellular component: membrane. The transcript is spliced from 6 exons.